AUGAAUUUAUUCAAGCAGAAGGAAAAGGCUCCAAGUUCUAUAUCUCAAAUUUUAAUAAAUAAGCAAAAAGGAAAGUUCCCCGAACCACUGAUUUCGAUAAGACAACUGGAAGAGAAGGACAUAAACGAAGUGAGGCAGUUGCUGCACGACCACUUCAACUCGCUAACACUGCCCGCAGUUAUAUACUGGUCCAUACAACACAUAUAUGAUUUACUAGUGAUAGUGGUGAUAAAUUAUAUCUUUUUCUUGGAUUUAAAGAAAAUAUUUUAUUUCUUGAUUAUAUUUUUAAUAUAUUUGUACAUAAGGGCAAAACUGGAAUUUUUAAAUCAUAUAAGAAAUGACUGCCGAGAUUUGGAGAAUUUGUACAAAAGCUACAUAAACGUGGAGGGUUGCAAUUUUUGGGUGGCCGAGGUGUUUGAUAAUAAUUUUGGCUCGGCUAGUAGAACGACAUGUAGUGAUAUACACGAAAGGGAAAAGAUUUUACUGGAACAGGAGGAGCAAGAAAAGCAGCUAUGCAAUGAGCAGGGGGAACAAGACAUAAAAAACUCCGAUACAGAAAAUAAUAGCAAGUCCUUCAAAGAUGGCUCAUCUAAAAGUAUACCGUUUGAAAGUGCUGAAGAAUCGAAUGAGCAAAAAAUGUUAGAGAAAAGUAGCUUUAACAAAAGUGAAGACAGCAAUGUAAAUCAGAACCAUUCCGAAACGGAAAAGAAUAUAACCACAAAUGUGGAUCAUAAUAAUAAAGACGUUAGUCAAAGCAAAAAUUUGGAGCAAAGUGGAACCAAAAAGAAUAUUGUCAAUAUGAUGGACCUUGGGGAGGGCACAUCAACUAAUUACAACGAUAUUUAUUACAAGGUGCAUAGUAAUUCGCCCAGCGGUGGGGAAAAUACAAGCCCCAGUGGGGGUGCAGACGGGUUGAAUAAUGCGCAAGGGGCGGUGGACCCUUUGAAUGAUACUGGAGACGCAGGUAAGAAUGAUGGCACGUCGGAGGUUGGAGUCACGAAUGGUACGGACGAAAAGGGAAAGGGAAAAAAAGGAAAAGGAAAUAAUAAUAAAAAUGGACAGCAUGGUAAGAAUAAUCAAGAUAGCAAAUGUGACGAUGAGGAGGACAAACAGAAGGAAAGCUUUACCAGUGGUGACCCCAAUCAUAACAGUCAAACGGUGGAUCCAGCAGCCGAUCUACAGAAUAACUCUCCUGGCGGAGGUGAAGAAAAAACAAAACUCCUGUGUAACAUAGGGGACAUAUCCAACAAGGAGCUUAUUGAAAGUAGAAGGACAGUGCCAUAUCGGUUAAACGAAAUUAGAAAAAAUAUAUUCCGAUCCAAAACCAAUGAUGAUGACGAUUCUACCACUCGUUUUGUGAACAGAAAAAUUGUUGGCUGUGUAGGAAUUGUUCCAUUUAAGGGAGACAAUUCUAUAGCACAGCUUGUUAGGAUGGUGGUCAAAAAAGACAACAGGAGAAUGAGAAUAGGAAGCAGGUUGCUAACCCAGUUGGAGAAUUUUGCACAUGAACAGAAUUACCAAGAAUUAAAAGUUUUUACAAAUAACUUGAAUACAGAUAGUUUAUACUUUGUUAAACAAAAUGGCUUUAAUUUAUCUCAAAUUGUUCGGAGGGGCCUGAUGCGGGGAGACCUGCUCAUCUGGUCCAAGAUCCUGAACAAGGACGAUUUUUACAAGUUCAAUUCGUCAGGUACGAACCAGCACGUCACGUCGAUGAAUUUGGGGGAGUACUGA
Messenger RNA from Plasmodium fragile, 1731 nucleotides. RefSeq lists its product as uncharacterized. Bases 1 to 1731 code for a protein of 576 amino acids. The transcript has 2 exons. NCBI's taxonomy places the organism in Eukaryota, Apicomplexa, Aconoidasida, Haemosporida, Plasmodiidae. Gene Ontology annotation, molecular function: N-acetyltransferase activity. The record is from RefSeq and is a predicted model, not a curated record.